AUGUCGACCAGUAGCAUUGACCAGAAGCAGUUCCAACAAUCUGGUACGGCCCUUGUUGUUCACAUUGAGCCGCCGAGAAAAGUAAAGAAGGGCCACAAAAUGCGUACAUUUGUUGUGAGCGUUGAGUCGCCUGUGACACAAGUCAUCUUCACUGUGUAUCUCGUCAACUCAACUGAUGACCCUACCACGAAUUAUGCCAAUCCAUACGACACUUCGGUUUCAUAUACAUCUGGAUCAAUGGCAUUCAAUGGUCGUCAGAUGCCUAAUACGAAUCAUCAUUUUGCCGUCUUCGAAAACUUCAUACCCAACGUUGGAGGAGAAUAUAGGAUUUGGAUUAACGUUAUGGGGCUCUACGACGAUGUAUAUCAUACAAUCAGCAUGAGACACGUCCAUGACAGUUGUAUGGGUACCAGAUUUCUCGGAGGCAUACUCCAGUGGAAGGACAUGCAUCCAGUGAAGGUGAAGGUGCACGGUAAAGUAGCCAGUGUUCCGCUGUCACCGGAAGAAGAGGGACUGAUUGCAAGGAUCAGAUCCCAUUGA
This is a messenger RNA of Truncatella angustata, 540 nucleotides long. RefSeq lists its product as uncharacterized. The coding region runs from base 1 to 540 and encodes 179 amino acids. The record is from RefSeq and is a predicted model, not a curated record. The transcript is spliced from 2 exons. NCBI's taxonomy places the organism in Eukaryota, Fungi, Ascomycota, Sordariomycetes, Amphisphaeriales, Sporocadaceae.